UUUGUCAAACUCUGGCAACCCUACCAACUGCAUAACUAGGGAAGAGCCGCCGACAGUAUGAGAUUUUAACAGGUGAACAAUAUUAGCAACAUUGUUUCCGUGCGGUUGAAAUAUGCGUCAUUUUGUUGAAAUCUGUUUUUAAACUGAGCUUCGGGAUUAUCCUUUGUAAAGGACUGUAGAGAGAAGCAGCUUCAUUUACAUUUUCUUUCUCGUACUGAAGAACGUCGGAGUUGUCUAGGCACCCGCGCAUCUUUCCGGAGACGCUGUUUGGCUUGUUGCUGGAGCUUAUUUUGUAAAACUGAUGUUGCAUCGUAAAACAAAUUAAAAUUAAUACACCUUUUUUGUGGUCUUUAGGACGGAUAUUGUGAGAUGAUUUCGCAUUAAAAACGAGUGGAUCAUGCCUAGGGGACUCGAGGGAUAAAAUGAAAACGUAAGAUUCAUCUAAGCGAUAUCAGUGGGAAUACUGCUUUAUCAUACAGUAGCCUGACAAUUCUGAUGUUUUUUUCUGAAAAGGAAUCCGUCGCUUUAGGUUAAUAAAUGCUAUACGUACUGGGAUCUUUCUAAAAAGCAAAAUGCUGCUACUUGUUUUCCCGUUUUUCUUCAUGCCGAGUUCGUUUUGUAACUCGGAUUCCGAGCGCUCAGCGGAGACCUGCAGCGCGUGCUCCUGCAUGUCCAUCGAGAACGUCCUUUAUGUGAACUGUGAGAACAUUGGUAUGUACAGACCCACCCAGCUGAAGCCACCUUCGUCCAGCCUCUAUCAUCUUAAUUUUCAGAAUAAUCUAUUGGUUAUCCUGUACCCCAAUUCUUUUCUCAAUUUUACACAUGCGGUGUCGCUCCAUUUGGGAAAUAACGAACUGCAAAGCAUCGAGGGAGGGGCCUUUCUCGGACUUGGUGCAUUAAAACAGUUGCACUUAAACAACAAUGAAUUAAAGGAGCUUCGUGCUGACACUUUCUUAGGUAUUGAGAACUUGGAAUACAUCCAAGCUGACUACAAUUUAAUCAAGCUAAUUGAGCGAGGGGCCUUCAAUAAACUGCAUAAGCUAAAGGUGGUCAUCCUGAACGACAAUCUUAUUCAAAGCCUUCCUGAUAAUAUUUUUCGCUUUGCAUCACUUACACAUCUGGAUAUAAGGGGCAACAGGAUACAGACCUUACCUUACAUUGGACUAUUGGAGCACAUUGGAAGAAUUGUAGAACUGCAGCUGGAUGAUAACCCGUGGAAUUGCACCUGUGAUCUGUUACCUCUGAAAGCCUGGCUGGAGAAUAUGCCCUAUAAUAUCUAUAUUGGUGAAGCUAUAUGCGAAGAUCCCAGUGACCUGUAUGGGAGGCUCCUCAAAGAAACCACCAAACAGGAACUAUGUCCACUGGGAACAGGCAGUGACUUUGAAGUCCAGAUGCCUCCUUCUCAGCCAGUAAAUGGGCAAAUGAAUGUUGAACCAACGAUGAUACCGCCCCUGUUUACCAAAGCGCCCAAAGCAACACACCCUUCCAAAAUAUCAGGCUUCUUUAUUGGAAAUACCUUCCCCGGGACUCAGAAUCUCAGCCAAAUUUUGACAUUUCAAACUCGAAUUCCACCAGUGUCACCCUGUCCCCCCCCCUGUACCUGUAAAGCUCACCCCUCUGACUUUGGCAUUAGUGUCAGCUGUCAGGAAAGGAAUAUAGAAAAUCUAGCAGAUCUGACACCCAUGCCCCCUAAUGCGAAGAAAUUGCACCUUAGUGGUAAUUACCUUAGAGUUAUAACUCCCACUGAUUUUCAAGGGGUUGAAGGAUUGGAUUUAUUACAUUUGGGUAGCAAUCAAAUAGUUACAGUUCAGAAAGGAGUGUUUGCUAAUCUGACCAGUCUCCGUAGGCUCUAUUUAAAUGGGAAUCAGUUAGACUAUCUCUAUCCCGAAAUGUUCUUUGGAUUGUCUAAUCUUCAGUAUUUGUACUUAGAAUACAAUUCUAUUAAAGAAAUUUUUGCGGGGACGUUUGACCCCAUGCCAAACCUACAGCUCCUCUAUUUGAACAAUAACGUACUGAGAAGUCUGCCAGCUUAUAUAUUUGCUAGGGUUCCUCUGACCAGACUGAACCUAAAGAAUAAUCAUUUCCGCUAUCUUCCCGUGAGUGGUGUUCUAGACCAGCUCGCAUCUAUCACUCAGAUUGACUUGGAAGGUAAUCCCUGGGAUUGUACUUGUGAUUUAGUAGCUUUGAAACUGUGGUUGGAGAAGCUGAAGGAGGGUGUAACUGCUAAAGAUGUAAAGUGUGUUUCCCCUGUGCAGUUUUCUAACAUAGAACUCCGGUUGUUAAAAAACGAAAUUUUAUGCCCCAGACUUAUUGGGAAGCCGCCCAUGAUUUUGAUUGACCCGGUUCUUACCUCCACCCCCCCUGUAGGCAGGGCGUCUCCUGGCGGACCAGUCCCCUUUUCCAUCAUGAUCCUGAGUAUCCUAGUGGUACUGAUACUCACAGUCUUUCUUGCAUUUUGCCUUUUCCUCUUCGUGCUGAAAUGUGCAAAGAAACCUGCCAGAGGGCAUGAAGGGUUUGGGAACCAGGAAUGUGGCUCCAUACAACUGCAGCUUAGAAAACAAGACCACAAAUCGAAUAAGAAGGAUCACCUUGGCGAGGAAACCUUUAUCCCCCAAACCUAUGAAAACAUAGGCUCAAGUCAUACUUGUGGACUAAGGGACUCUGAUUUAACAUAUGCUGACUCUCAAAGACUGUUUUACAGAAAUCCUGCUGAUGAUGAUAUGGAUAUAUUGGACCCCAGACAGACAGCACUAAGCACCAUUGAUGAUAUGGACAAAUACCUACCAGGAACAGAAUCCAAUAUCUUCUUUCAGGACUUUUUGAAUAACAGCUUAGGGAUGAGUGGCUUUGAGGUCAGAUAUCCUGAGAAGCCACAAGAUAAAAAAAAAUCUCUAAUUGGGGGCUCCCACAGUAAGCUGAUAGCUGACCAGCGAAAAAGUGACUUCUUCGAACUUAAAUCAAAGCUACAUGGUACACCUGACUACCUUCAAGUGCUAGAAGAGCACACCGCUCUUAGCAGAAUGUAGACCACGCAUUUUUUUUCCCAUGACAAAAGUGCCUUCUCAAAAAUAAAAUUUACAUUUAUUCUCAAAACAUGUCAUUAACAUAAUUAUUCUAUAGAAAACAUGCCAUAGCCACAUACUGUAAUCUGGACUUUCUUAAACUUCGAUGUUGCUGUAUAGUAAAUGCAGCUUUUUCUAAACUAGCUGAUGGCACUGUAAAAUGAACGUCAUGCAUCUUGUUCUUUGAGAUUUAAGCUUUCACACACUGCUUAAAAAAACGAAUCGCUGCUACUGAACUUGGAAUUUCUUUUCAAACCGGAUUAUUGUUGUAAUGACUGUACCUCAUGUUCGCCCCGAAAAAGAAUCUUUUUACACCUGAAUAUUCGGCAUCUGCUGUACAGUUGGUAAUAGCUUGUCAUUGCUGGAGUUUGUGCAAAUUCUCUAUUCGCAGAAACUGAAACACUUGUAUAAACUGAAUACCAGUAGAUCUGUUUGUUUUAAUUUGAAUAAUCAUUUAUAUAUUUAUGUGAAGAAUCAUGUUAGUUUUGUUGUAAUUAACAUGGUUUCUCUUUAAAUAUUUGAACAUUAUACAAUCUUCAAGGCUCUGACGGCCAGAAUGAUGUUGCUUGCUAUGUAAGCAUACUUGGAUUUAUUUUGUAAUUCAACAGUAUUUGUAUAUGUGAAAUAGUUUGUAAAAAUUCACACUCAGAACAAGAAAACACUGGUCAAAAAAUGGAGAAAAAAUUGCCAUUGUCAGUCCAUUGUACAUUCAACUUCAUAUUUUUCUAUAGAGGUUAUUCAUAGACUUGGUAAUAUAAAGGUAAAUAUUAUUGUAUAUUCAGAAUCCUUGUUAUAACUGUCAAAAAAUUUAAUUGCUCUACUAACCAGACUUGAAAAUUUCUGUUGUGGUUCUUGAUUUUUCUCUUAAAAUGGCUCCACAUUAGAAGAAUGUUAUAUAUCAUUUGUAUUCAUAAUUUAAUUCAUCUUAUAUAUAAUUCACCUUUAAUUCUGUUGUACAAGUUAAGAAUGAUGUAUAUCAUACCUUUAACAAGUUGGUUAUUAUUAUUUUUUUGGAUUUCACAUUAAUACACAAUGAAUUGAUUUUGCAUUAAAUGAUGGAUUAAAUGACUGUUUCAAUGGAAACUUGUGGCACUGUGUAUAUGAAGGUCAUCCUCAUUUGGAAAGAAGUAACAAUAAUAAAGAAAUGCUGAGAUUAAGAAACAUAACAAGUUCAAAAGGACAUGAAACCCCAUGUGCAAUAUAAAGCAUACAUUUUUGUUCAGUCCUUUUUAUAUAUUGUCCUCUUCACAAUUUUUUGAUAGAGUUUAGAAAAGCAGAGCAUUGUAAAAUUAGUCAAAGUGAUUUUUCAGGUUCAAUACCAAUGAAUAGACGAAUGUAUAAUAUACUUAA
Paramormyrops kingsleyae is the source of this 4412-nucleotide messenger RNA. Its product is annotated as SLIT and NTRK-like protein 4. Gene Ontology annotation, biological process: axonogenesis; positive regulation of synapse assembly. Gene Ontology annotation, molecular function: protein binding. Gene Ontology annotation, cellular component: glutamatergic synapse. The record is from RefSeq and is a predicted model, not a curated record. Lineage: Eukaryota; Metazoa; Chordata; Actinopteri; Osteoglossiformes; Mormyridae.